GGGACAGUGGGUGGAGGGCCUGAGAUCUGCCAUGGAGCAACUUGGACCGGACGCCGCCUCAGGCGACGCCAUGGACUCAUUCCUAGAAAAGUUCCAGAGCCAGCCUUACAGCGGCGGCUUCCGCGAGGACCAGUGGGAGGAGGAGUUUGAAAAGAUCCCCCUAUUUAUGAAGACAGCGCCGUUAGAAAUUGAUCCCAAAGAAAAUCCUGACUUGGCUUGCCUCCAGUCAAUAAUUUUUGAUGACGAGCGAUCUCCAGAAGAACAGGCCAAGACCUAUAAAGAUGAGGGCAAUGAUUACUUUAAAGAAAAAGACUAUAAAAAAGCUGUGAUUUCCUACACUGAAGGAUUAAAGAAGAAAUGUGCAGACCCUGAUUUGAAUGUUGUCCUUUACACUAACCGGGCAGCAGCACAGUAUUACCUGGGCAAUUUUCGUUCUGCUCUCAAUGAUGUGAUGGCUGCCAGGAAGCUAAAACCCUGCCACCUCAAAGCAAUAGUAAGAGGUGCCUUAUGCCAUCUGGAACUGAAAAACUUUGCCGAGGCUGUGAGCUGGUGUGAUGAGGGACUGCAAAUAGAUGCCAAAGAGAAGAAGCUUCUGGACACGAGGACUAAAGCGGACAAGCUGAAGCGAACUGAACAGAGGGAUACAAGAAAAGCAAAACUGAAAGAAAAGAAAGAGCAGAAUCAGAAUAAGACCUUAAUCCAGGCCAUCAAGGCUAGGAACAUCAAGUUAGUCUGUGGAGCUGCCAGUGAAGAUGAAGAUUCCGCCUCAGAAGGUCUAGGAGAACCUUUGCUUGAUGGGAUCAUUUCUGAGAACCCCUGUGGAGCCAGAGUGAGUCUAGAUGACCAGGGCAGGCUGAGCUGGCCUGUGCUCUUUCUGUACCCGGAGUAUGCCCAGUCGGACUUCAUCUCUGCCUUCCAUGAGGACUCCAGGUUUAUGGAUCAUCUAAUGGUGAUGUUUGGUGAAAUACCUUCUUGGGACUUGGAGCAAAAAUACUGUCCUGAUAACUUAGAGGUCUACUUUGAGGAUGAGGAGAGGGCAGAACUAUACCGGGUGCCUCCUGAAAGCACCCUGCUGCAGAUGCUGCAGCAUCCGAGGUACUUUGUAAAAGCCCUGACACCAGCAUUUUUGGUCUGUGUAAGAUCCUCUCCUUUUUGUAAGAAUUAUCUCCGGGGAAGAAAGGUGCACCGGGUAAAGUGA
Molecule: messenger RNA, 1198 nt
Organism: Orycteropus afer afer
Lineage: Eukaryota; Metazoa; Chordata; Mammalia; Tubulidentata; Orycteropodidae
Gene: TTC4
Product: tetratricopeptide repeat domain 4
Molecular function (GO): Hsp90 protein binding
Source: RefSeq, a predicted model, not a curated record